GUGCGUCUCUCCCGCCAUCUUUCCAGCCGGCUUCCAGGAGAGGAACACGUUGCUGGAAAAAAGAAGUUUCACCCUGAAUUAUUUGUGUUUUAACGCCGUUUCCUGUGUGUUUUUAUUUGAGUCUAGGAGCGGGGGCCGCCCAGGGCUCCACAGGUGCUAGCGUCCGUCAUUCCAGCCCUCCAUCAUGGCGGAUAAAAACACCAGAAUCGCCAUCGUCAACCACGACAAAUGCAAACCUAAGAAAUGCCGUCAGGAGUGCAAGAAGAGCUGCCCAGUGGUCCGCAUGGGUAAGCUGUGUAUCGAGGUGACACCACAGAGUAAGAUAGUCUGGAUCUCAGAGUCUCUGUGUAUAGGCUGCGGCAUCUGCAUCAAGAAAUGUCCGUUUGGAGCGUUGUCGAUCGUCAAUCUGCCCAGCAACCUGGAGAAGGAAACCACACACAGAUACUGCGCCAACUCCUUCAAACUGCACCGGCUGCCUAUCCCUCGGCCCGGGGAGGUCCUCGGUUUGGUGGGGACCAACGGUAUCGGAAAGUCCACAGCCCUGAAGAUCCUGGCUGGAAAACAGAAACCCAACCUGGGGAAAUACGAUAAUCCUCCAGACUGGCAGGAGAUCCUGACCUACUUCAGAGGGUCGGAGCUGCAGAAUUAUUUCACCAAAAUCCUGGAGGACGACCUGCGGGCCAUCGUCAAACCACAGUACGUCGACCAGAUCCCAAAGACUGUCAAGGGGUCGGUAGGGGCCAUCUUGAGCAGGAAAGACGACACAGACACACAGGACCUCGUCUGCCAACAGCUCGAUUUGAGUCACCUGAGGGAGAGAAAUGUGGAGGAUCUGUCCGGAGGAGAGCUGCAGAGGUUCGCCUGCGCUGUCGUCUGCAUCCAGAGAGCCGACAUCUUCAUGUUCGACGAGCCGUCCAGUUACCUGGAUGUGAAACAAAGGCUGAAGGCCGCCAUCACCAUCCGCUCGCUCAUCACCCCGGACAGGUACAUUAUCGUGGUGGAACACGACCUCAGCGUUCUGGAUUACCUGUCAGACUUCAUCUGCUGUCUGUACGGCGUCCCGAGCGCCUACGGAGUCGUCACCAUGCCCUUCAGCGUCAGAGAGGGCAUCAACAUCUUCCUGGACGGUUACGUUCCCACAGAGAAUCUCAGGUUUAGAGAGACCUCGCUGGUCUUUAAAGUUGCAGAAACGGCCAACGAGGAGGAAGUAAAGAGGCUCAGGCACUAUCAGUAUCCCGACAUGGUGAAGACGAUGGGUGAGUUCACGCUAGACAUUAAAGGAGGAGAAUUCACGGACUCAGAGAUCAUGGUGAUGCUGGGAGAGAACGGCACGGGGAAGACGACCUUCAUCAGGAUGUUAGCAGGAGGACUGAAAGCAGACGGUGGAGGUGAAAUCCCAAUCCUGAACGUGAGCUACAAACCCCAGACCAUCAGCCCCAAGUUCAAGGGCAGCGUGAGAGCUCUGCUGCACGAGAAGAUCAGGGACGCCUACACUCACCCACAGUUCAUCACCGAUGUCAUGAAGCCCAUGCAGAUCGAGAGCAUCAUCGACCAGGAUGUCCAGAACUUGUCUGGUGGUGAGCUGCAGAGAGUCGCUCUCACGCUGUGUUUGGGUAAACCGGCCGACGUUUAUCUGAUCGACGAGCCGUCAGCGUACCUCGACUCUGAGCAGAGAUUGAUGGCUGCCAGGGUCAUCAAGAGGUACAUCCUCCAUGCUAAGAAGACGGCGUUCGUGGUGGAGCACGACUUCAUCAUGGCGACGUACCUCGCUGACAGAGUUAUCGUGUUUGAUGGGAUUCCCUCCAAGAAAACCUCGGCCAACACUCCUCAGAGUCUGCUUGCCGGGAUGAACCGCUUCCUGUCGCUGCUGGAAAUCACGUUCAGAAGAGACCCGAACAACUUCAGGCCGAGGAUCAACAAACUCAACUCCAUCAAGGACACGGAGCAGAAGAAGAGCGGGAACUACUUCUUCCUGGACGACUAAAUCCAUUUCCUGCGUGACCAAGCCGCGGCGUCCUGUGAUGCAUUCAGGCGCACAGUGAGCGUUGGAGCAGCGGCCUCCACAUUUACCACGAGAACAAUGGGGCUGCGUUCACCAAACAGCAGACAUCAUAAUGAGAGAAAGAAUAACUAAAUUAAAAAACUCCCAUCAGCCUUUGUGUCCUGGGCUGCGUUCAAUAGCCAGCAGCAAUGUUGUGAAACGUUUCAAAAUAAAAGUGCAUUGCAUUCAGUGUCCGUCAGCCUGAACAUACGGGGCUGCGUUCACACGCCAGCAACAUUGUGGAACAUUAAGCAGCGUAUUUUAACUCUCAUGCAUUUACAGCAAAUGAUAAUAAACUGACGAAACAAC
This is a messenger RNA of Cheilinus undulatus (humphead wrasse), 2350 nucleotides long. RefSeq names its product ATP-binding cassette, sub-family E (OABP), member 1 (gene abce1). Gene Ontology annotation, biological process: translational termination; translational initiation; ribosomal subunit export from nucleus. The coding region runs from base 185 to 1984 and encodes 599 amino acids. Gene Ontology annotation, molecular function: ribosomal small subunit binding; iron ion binding; ATP binding. Lineage: Eukaryota; Metazoa; Chordata; Actinopteri; Labriformes; Labridae. The transcript is spliced from 19 exons. The record is from RefSeq and is a predicted model, not a curated record.